Penicillium odoratum is the source of this 2412-nucleotide messenger RNA. RefSeq names its product putative transcription regulator BDF1. Gene Ontology annotation, cellular component: chromatin; nucleus. The coding region runs from base 1 to 2412 and encodes 803 amino acids. The record is from RefSeq and is a predicted model, not a curated record. The transcript has 3 exons. Gene Ontology annotation, biological process: chromatin remodeling; regulation of DNA-templated transcription. NCBI's taxonomy places the organism in Eukaryota, Fungi, Ascomycota, Eurotiomycetes, Eurotiales, Aspergillaceae.
AUGGCGACUCCGCCUCCCGAGGCUCCUCCUGUUCUCAAGGAGGAGAAGCCCCAGCUUCCUCCGUCUCCCAUCGGAGUUACUGCGCCUGAUGUUGCGCCUCCCAGUGCGACCGCAGAUGUCAAGAUGAGCGGUACGGACAGCCCGACCGCAAACAACACCCCUGUAGUCAAUGGUAAUGGCCAUGCGCUCGGUGAAGCUGCGACCAAUGGCACGGGCAGCGCCGCAUCUCCCCCCAAAUCCCCUGUGCCUGCUACCGACGCCUCAAUCUCAACUGCUCCGGCGCCAGCUCAAGAUACCCCUUCCGAGCCCACCGUGGACCAGAAACCAUCGGAGACCGUGAACUCGGUUCAAUCGCAGGCCCCAGAGUCGGUGCCUUCCGCUGUGAAUCCUGAGGAUAAGGCCACUCUUAAGGAAUCUGCCCAUGCUCCCGCUGCUACACUCGCUGGUUCAUUCGACGGAGCCAAUGAUAUCAAAAUGCAGAUUGACGGCCCAUCGGAUUCGCCUGUGCCACAGCCUCUAAAAACUGAGCUACCUCACCAUCCUACCACUGAGUCAACUCCAUCCCUGCAACCUAUCCAGAACGACUAUGAAAUGAAAGAUGUCCCCAGUGCACCACUUUCCCCGUCCAAGGCCUCCCGCGAACGCUCGGAAGAUCCUGAAGAGGAGCCUGCGGCCAAGCGUACCAAGGUGGCCAGUGAGAACGGAACACCCGCCAUUAAGCUUCCGGAAGUGCAUAAGGCCACCACUGAGACCGCCCGCCCCAACCAGUCUGGCAUGACCAAGUUGCAACACAAGUUCCUCAUGAAGACUGUCUCAAGCCUGAAGCGCAUGCAUGACUCGCGCUUCUACCGUGAACCUGUGGAUCCGAUCAAGCUGAACAUCCCUAAUUACCUGCACGUCAUCACCCGACCCAUGGAUCUGGGUACUAUUGAGCGGAAACUUAAGGCCAACGCUUACUCUUCCCCGAAGGAAUUCGAAGAUGACUUUGCUUUGAUGGUCAACAACUCUUUGGUUUUCAAUGGUGGGGACCAUCUCGUCACCCAGGAGGGCCAGAAGCUCAAAGCAACAUUGGAUAAGCAUCUGUUCAAUCUUCCCAAGCCUGAUGAAGUGGAAGAAAAGAAGCCAAAGAAGUCUUCUGAGAAGACUUCGGUCGCGCGACGGGAGCCUCGUACCUCCCUUGGUAGCCAACCCCCCAAGGCAACCUCCCCCCAGAGUACUGCCACCACGUUCGCGCUGGGACCCGAGGGAUUGCCCACCAUUCGUCGCGACUCUUUCAACCCGGAUGGUCGACCCAAGCGUUCCAUCCACCCUCCCAAGCGGGACCUGCCAUAUUCUACUAAGCCCAAGAAGAAGAAGUAUCAGUGGGAGUUGCGAUUCUGUCAGGAGGUCAUCGAUGAGCUUCACAAGCCAAAACAUCAACCCAUCGCGCUCGCUUUCUAUUAUCCCGUGGACCCAGUUGCUCUCAACAUUCCAACCUACCACAACGUGAUCAAAAAGCCAAUGGACUUGAUGACUGUCCAGUCAAAACUCAAGACUGGUCAAUAUGAGAACUCCAGGGAAUUUGAAGCUGACAUCCGCCUGAUCUUUAAGAACUGUUUCCGGUUCAAUCUCAAGGGGGAUCCGACCUACGUGGCUGGUGAGCAAUUGUUGGAUGUCUUUGAACGGAAGUGGAAAGAAUUACCGGCAUACGUUGAGAAGCACGAACCUCACCAUGAGCAGGAGGUCGAUUCCGAUGAAGAGGAAAGCGACGAGGAUGCAGAAGAAAGUGACGAGGAUAAUGAGCAACUCAGCAUGUUGCAGAAGCAGAUUGCAGAGAUGUCCCGUCAGGUGGAGAUGAUUACCCAGAAGAAGAAGAAGACUCCGCCCGCCAAGAAGUCCAGCAAGUCCAAGUCGGCCAAGAAGGAGCUGAAGAAGAGCAGCAGUUCUAGCGGCAAGAAGGACAAGAAGAGCAGCGGUAGCAAGGGUUUCAAGGAUAAGACGCGAUCCGUGUCCUACCACGAAAAGCAGAUCAUUUCCAACGGCAUCAGUAGCCUUCCGGACAAGAAGAUGCACGAGGCACUUGGAAUUAUUCAGAGCAAUGUUCCUGCUCUUAAGGGUACCCAAGAAGCUGAGAUUGAACUCGACAUCGAUGAGCUGCCAAACAAUGUCCUGUUGUUGCUACUUGAUUUCGUGAAGAAGAACGUGCCUCAUAUCAUGGAUGACGAGGAGUCUGCCCCUACUGCCGGUUACGCUGCUCCUAAGCCGAAGAAGAACAAGCCCAUGAGUAGCAACGAACAGGAGGCCCGCAUUAACACACUCCAGAGCAACCUCUCCCGUUUCGCCGACGGAGGUGCUCCUGUUCCCUCGGUUGAGAACAACGACUCCAGCGAGGAUGAGUCGGACGAGGAUUCAGAGGAGAGUGAGGAGGAGUAA